GCCAGGCCGGCUCGCGCCCUCUCGCUUUCCUCCGGCCCGCAAGACCCCCUCCCCUUCCGCCUCGCGGCGCUUCCUCGCGCCGCGGUCUUCUCUAUCCACCCCCGACAUCGCGGGGCUCCCCCCGCCCGCCAACGGCGGGUCCCCGGCUUCCCAGGUCCCCUCGCUUCCCGCGCUCUCCAGCGGGGGCCUAGCUCCAGCCUUCUCUCUCCCUCCCUUCCCCCUAAUUCCCCUUCCGGACGCUGCCAUCAUGUUGAAGCCUCAGCCGCCACAACAGACCUCCCAGCCCCAGCAGCCGCCCCCCACGCAACAGGCCGUGGCCCGCCGGCCUCCCGGGGGCACGAGCCCUCCUAACGGCGGCCUGCCGGGGCCCCUGGCCUCCACCUCGGCUCCCGCAGGGCCUCCCGCGGCCGCGUCUCCCUGCCUGGGGCCUGCAGCCGCCGCCGGGAGCGGGAUCCGCCGGGGAGCCGAGGGCAUCUUGGCGCCGCCGCCGCCGCAGCAGCAGCAGCAACAUCAGGAGAGGCCAGGGGCAACGGCUAUCGGCAGCGCCAGGGGACAAAGCACAGGAAAGGGACCCCCACAGUCACCGGUGUUCGAGGGUGUCUACAAUAAUUCCAGAAUGCUGCAUUUUCUUACAGCUGUUGUGGGCUCCACUUGUGAUGUAAAGGUGAAGAAUGGUACCACCUACGAAGGUAUCUUCAAGACUCUGAGCUCAAAGUUUGAACUAGCAGUAGACGCUGUACACCGGAAAGCAUCUGAGCCAGCAGGUGGCCCUCGUCGGGAAGACAUUGUGGACACCAUGGUGUUUAAGCCAAGCGAUGUCAUGCUUGUCCACUUCCGAAACGUUGACUUCAAUUAUGCUACUAAAGACAAAUUCACUGAUUCAGCCAUUGCCAUGAACUCAAAGGUGAAUGGGGAGCACAAAGAGAAGGUGCUUCAGCGCUGGGAAGGGGGCGACAGCAACAGCGAUGACUAUGACCUCGAGUCUGACAUGUCCAAUGGAUGGGACCCCAACGAAAUGUUCAAGUUCAACGAGGAGAAUUAUGGUGUAAAGACCACCUAUGACAGCAGUCUUUCUUCUUAUACGGUGCCCUUGGAGAAGGACAACUCAGAAGAGUUUCGUCAGCGGGAGCUGCGUGCAGCCCAGUUAGCUCGAGAGAUUGAAUCGAGCCCACAGUACCGCCUGCGGAUCGCCAUGGAGAACGAUGAUGGGCGCACCGAGGAGGAGAAGCACAGUGCGGUCCAGCGGCAGGGUUCAGGACGGGAGAGCCCCAGCUUGGCAUCUAGGGAGGGAAAGUAUAUCCCUCUACCCCAGCGAGUUCGGGAAGGCCCCCGGGGAGGAGUUCGAUGCAGUAGUUCCCGGGGAGGCCGGCCUGGCCUUAGCUCUUUGCCACCUCGUGGCCCUCACCACCUUGACAGUAGCAGCCCCGGCCCAGGUUCUGAGACCCGCGGUAUCAAUGGAGGCCCUUCCCGCAUGUCCCCUAAGGCACAACGGCCUGUGAGAGGUGGUGCCAAGACUCUGUCCUCACCCAGCAGUAGACCUUCUGGAGAAGCUUCUGCUCCGCCCCCUCCUGCAGUGGGCCGGAUGUACCCCCCGCGCUCUCCCAAGUCAGCUGCCCCUGCCCCAAUCUCAGCUUCCUGUCCUGAUGCCCCGAUGAGCUCGGCAGUACCGACCUCUUCGGCUUCUAUCCCUGUGACAUCAUCGGUUGUGGAUCCUGGAGUAGGCUCCAUUUCCCCAGCUUCUCCAAAGAUCUCAUUGGCCUCCACAGAUGUAAAAGAACUUCCAGCCAAGGAACCUGGGAGAACUCUGGAGUCCCAGGAGCUGUCCCGGAUAGCUGGGAAAGUCCCUGGCCUUCAGAAUGAACAGAAACGCUUUCAACUGGAAGAACUGAGAAAGUUUGGGGCCCAGUUUAAGCUGCAGCCCAGUAGCUCCCCUGAGACCAGCCUGGAUCCUUUUCCUCCCCGGAUCUUAAAGGAGGAGGCCAAAGGGAAAGAGAAGGAAGUUGACGGUUUAUUAACAUCAGAGCCAGUGGGGUCCCCAGUCUCCUCGAAGACAGAGUCCGUAUCGGAUAAAGAGGACAAGCCGCCCCUGCCACCGGCAGGAGGCACAGAGGGGCCCGAGCAGCCCCCGCCACCUUGCCCAAGCCAAACUGGCAGCCCCCCGGUGGGCCUCAUCAAGGGAGACGACAAGGAUGAGGGCCCGGUCGCUGAACAAGUGAAGAAGUCAACACUGAACCCCAACGCCAAGGAGUUCAAUCCCACAAAGCCUCUGCUGUCUGUGAAUAAAUCCACCAGUACCCCAACUUCUCCGGGGCCCCGAACUCAUUCAACUCCCUCCAUCCCGGUGCUGACAGCAGGCCAGAGUGGGCUCUACAGCCCCCAGUACAUUUCCUACAUACCUCAGAUCCACAUGGGACCAGCUGUUCAGGCACCUCAGAUGUAUCCAUACCCUGUAUCCAAUUCAGUGCCUGGACAGCAGGGCAAGUACCGGGGAGCAAAAGGCUCCCUGCCCCCCCAGCGCUCGGACCAACACCAGCCAGCCUCAGCCCCUCCGAUGAUGCAGGCCGCCGCCGCUGCUGGCCCACCUCUGGUGGCUGCCACGCCGUACUCUUCCUACAUCCCUUACACCCCACAGCAGUUCCCGGGCCAGCCCGCCAUGAUGCAGCCCAUGGCCCACUACCCCUCACAGCCGGUGUUUGCCCCCAUGCUUCAGAGCAACCCACGCAUGCUGACGUCGGGGAGCCAUCCCCAGGCCAUUGUGUCGUCCUCCACCCCUCAGUACCCUUCUGCAGAGCAGCCCACCCCGCAAGCCCUCUAUGCCACUGUUCAUCAGUCCUAUCCACACCAUGCUACGCAGCUCCAUGCCCACCAGCCGCAGCCGGCCACCACGCCUACUGGGAGCCAGCCGCAGUCCCAGCAUGCGGCCCCCAGUCCCGUCCAGCACCAGGCGGGGCAGGCCCCACACCUGGGCAGUGGACAGCCACAGCAGAAUCUGUACCACCCAGGGGCCCUGACAGGCACGCCGCCUUCUCUGCCACCGGGACCUUCUGCCCAGUCCCCUCAGAGCAGCUUCCCCCAACCAGCCGCUGUAUAUGCCAUCCAUGCCCAUCAGCAGCUGCCCCACGGCUUCACCAACAUGGCCCAUGUUACCCAGGCCCAUGUCCAAACUGGAAUCACAGCAGCCCCGCCCCCUCACCCUGGGGCUCCCCACCCGCCCCAGGUGAUGCUGCUGCACCCACCCCAGAGCCAUGGGGGCCCCCCCCAAGGCGCGGUGCCCCAGAGUGGGGUGCCUGCACUCUCAGCUUCCACACCCUCACCCUACCCCUACAUCGGACACCCCCAAGCUCCCCUUCCACCCCCCGGGGAACUGAAGAUUGUCCUGGCCGCGACCUGAGACCUCCAUGAGUGGAGGGAAGAGUGAUCUAUGUCUCUUCCCCCAGCAGCUCGGACCAGUCCCAGCCCCCCAAUCCCCCCUUUCCCCUGGGGGAGCUGGGGAAUUCCUGCCAAGCACCUUGAAGGGGAGGGGCCUUGAAGUGGGCAGGGCCAGGGUCCAGCGGGGGUGGGGGGUUCCUGCUCUGCCCCUGCCCAUCCCCACCCCAUCUUGCCCUCCCAUCCUCUCAUCUAUCCCCCGCUGGAGACGGAAGAUCUUUUAUUUUCUAUUAUUUAUAACCUCAGACUUGGGCCCCCGUUUCUUUCUUCCCCAUUAACUUGAGUGAACUGCGUGAGAGACAGACAGACAGAUGCCCCACAAGGAUGGUUGGACAAGGACUUUUACUUUUUAUUACAUAAAAAUAUUAAAAAAAAUUAAAAAAAAUAAAAUUUUAAACUAACUUAA
Messenger RNA from Callorhinus ursinus (northern fur seal), 3832 nucleotides. The record is from RefSeq and is a predicted model, not a curated record. Lineage: Eukaryota; Metazoa; Chordata; Mammalia; Carnivora; Otariidae.